GGCGACGAAAACUUUUUCCUGGCCCGCCCGCGACGACUUUGUGGACAGCGCGACUCACAACGUCUUGAAUGGUUUGAGUAGGAAUUGAAUUUGAUAAUUAUUUUAUUUUCCUGUUGAAAUCGAGUUGAUCUUAUCGGGGAUAUAUAAAAGACAAAACAAAAACGGUGUGUCAACGCCCAAAUAUGCUCUAGCUAUAUCAGAUGCAAAAAAUGUACAGCAAAAGAUGACCCAAAAAACAGCAGUGGUAUAGCUGAUAUAUAUUCUACAUGGGGCGGGAAAAAAAAAUAAAAAUAAAAAACAGAUUGAAUUAUUUCGCCAAAAAGGCCUGGAAAGCCUUAUGUUCAAUCACCACAUUCCCAACAGCCUUGAGUCUCUUCCGCCCUUCUUUCUGUUUCUCCAGCAGCUUCUUUCGUCGUGUAAUAUCAGAAGCAUGCAGCUUCUGCAGCACGUCUUUUCUGAACGGCUUGAUCGAUUCUCUCGCCACAACAUUCCGGCCCACAGCGGCUUGUAUCACUAUUUCAAACAUUUGUCGGUCAACAUGCUCCUUGAACUUGCUCACCCACAAACGUCCUAGCCGCUGCACCUGACUCGCAUGCACAACGCGCGACACCGCAUCGACAGGGACCUUGUUUACGAGAAGUUGGAGUUUGGAGAUAUUGCUACGUCGCCAACCGGAUUCUUCGUAGUCCAAGCUGGCAUAGCCCUUUGUGGAUCCUUUGAGUUUGCCGAAGAAGUCAUCAACUAGCUGGGCCAGGGGCAAUUCGUAUUUGAGAAUCACCUGGGUUGACGUGAAGAACUCAAGGUUCUUCUGCUCGCCUCUGUUGGAUUCGCAAAGUUCUAUGACUCUUCCUAGGUACUCUUCAGGGAACGUCAGUGUAGCUAGGACGAAUGGCUCCUGCAGUUCAGCUACUUUUGCGCGCAGCGUUUCUUCUUCGGGGAAGAGAGCGGGAUUUGUGACGAUUUCUUCCUUCCCGUCUUUCCAUAUAACUUUAAAUGGCACGGUUGGUGGUGUGAUAAUAAUGCUCGCGCCAUGUUCCUGUCGUAGACGAUCCUCAAAAACGGAACAAUGGAGGGUUCCAAGAAAACCGAGUCGAAACCCAGCGCCUAACGCCUCGGACGACUCCUUUUGCAAUGUGACGCUACGGUCAUUCAAUGUGAGCUGGUUAAUGCUGUCUUCAAGGUGAGGGAAGUCGCUGGCAUCCACGGGGUAUGCUGCGACAAACACCAUGGCCUUAGGUUCCUCGAAUCCAGGGAGCGGCUGGACCAGUUUCUCUGAGCCAACCUUUGUAUACGUGUCGCCUACUUUGGCUUCCUGGCUGCGCUUCAUAGCCGGAUUGAAGUAAAUAUAACCAACUUGCCCGGCCCGGAGAACAGACUGGGCGGUUUGUCCCGGAUACAUAAUGCCGACUUCCCCCACAAAGUAUUUCAACCCAGUCGCAAAUGAUACAACCUGAUCGCCUGCUCUAACCUCACCGUCAAAUAUUCGAACGAGGAGAAUGACACCUUUGUAGGUCGAGUACCAUGAGUCGACAAGAAGCAUUCGGAGAGGUUUUGUAUGAUCUCCAACAGGCCUAAAUAAUGUGUGCGUGUUAGCACCAGGGAACAGCUUCUUAACUAGGGUUUGGAUCCCAAAAAAUAAAAAUAAAAAGAAAAAGAAAAAAGAAAAAUAGAACGUACGCAGGAACCUGCUCGAUGACCGUUGGUAAAAGUUGUUCCACAUUUAGCCCGGUUUUUGCAGAUACUAGCACAGCGGACUUGGGGUCCAACUCGAAUGUGUUUUUCAUCUGGUCUAGAGCGCGUUCAGGGUCUGCGGAGGGUAAAUCGACUUUAUUUAUGACCGGCACCAGCUUGAGACCCUCGGCAAAGGCAAGGUAGAAGUUGGCUACCGUCUGCGCUUGGAUCCCCUGGCUAGCGUCAACGAGCAGUAAGGCCCCUCCACAACUCGCGUAACUCCGCGACACUUCAGCACGGAAAUCGACAUGACCAGGGGUAUCGACGAGAUGCAGCAGGUAGUCUUCGCCCUGGUGAUUGUAGAGCAUGCUGCAUGUCUGUGCCUUGACGGUGAUACCACGCUCUCGUUCAACAUCCAGCUUGUCCAGAACCUGCUUGUUCGCACCCGCCUCGAUUGUGCCAGUAAGUUCGAGGAGACGGUCGGAAAGCGUACUUUUGCCAUGGUCAACGUGGGCAACGAUGCAGAAAUUCCGGAAGCGUUCAAUUGGGAUUGCUGCGAUGCGUUGCUCUAGCUCCGAGACUGGCUUCCUGCCUUGCGCAUAGUGGAGGGUCGAGGUAUUGAAAAGCCGGCGCGGGAAUCUAGUUGACGAAGUAAGGGACUGGGACUGCCGCACUGCUGAGGUCAGCCAUUUGACUGACUGCAGACAUCCUCGCAUCGGGAUAUCCGCAUUGACGUCGGGUAUCAGGCGUCACUGGUAUUGUUGCUGGGUAAUUCAUCCAAUAUCUCACGGUGGGCAGCCUUCUGUGUUCGGUGGAGAUUUUAAGUUCUCUUUUUGGAACUCAAAGAUUUUCGGCGAGAAUUUGCGGCUCUGCUAAGUCCGGCCCAGAAAGGAAGGUGGGCCGAGCGCGGAGUAGUUAACGUGACUUGGCGAUUGCCGUAGCGACGCCGAGAGAGUAAACAAGAAAACAUCCAGCGAUGGCAUUUUCUCAUCUUCUUGCUCGACACGCCGUCUAGUCGUUAUACGAGCAAUUGCUAGUUACUGAUCUUCAUCCUCCAUCUUCUCAUAUUCACUCAUUGAUACACAUACUCUGCCAAAAUGUCUACGCAAAAAGAGAAGUCAAAAGUCCAUAAGUUGUCACUGAAGGGGUCCUCGAAAUUAGUUGCGGAAUUUUUCGAGUACUCCAUACAUUCAAUCCUGUUCCAACGCGGGGUAUAUCCAGCGGAUGAUUUCACAGCCGUCAAGAAAUAUGGCCUGAAUAUGCUUGUGUCCUCCGACGACCAAGUCAAAGCUUAUAUAAAAAAGAUCAUGUCGCAGCUCAACAAGUGGAUGAUUGGAGGCAAGAUAUCCAAGCUCGUCAUUGUGAUCACAAGCAAGGAUACAGGGGAGCAUGUCGAAAGAUGGCAGUUCGACGUCCAAAUAUUCAGCAACAGCAGAUCUUCCCGGAGUCGAUCCGCGCAAAAGGUGUCACCCGAUAACGAGAAUGCUCUUAUCCCCACAAAUCCGGCCUCCACCGCAACCCCUCCACCCGAGAAAUCCGAAAAGGAGAUCCAAGAAGAAAUUCAAGCGAUCUUCCGCCAGAUCACCGCUUCUGUCACCUUCCUCCCCGUCCUGGAUGGUAACUGUACAUUCAACGUGCUCGUGUAUGCAGACGCCGAUUCCGAGGUACCCAUGGAGUGGGGUGAUAGUGAUGCCAAGGAAAUUGAGAAUGGGGAGAAGGUGCAGCUGAGAAGUUUCAGUACUAGCAAUCAUCGCGUGGAUACGUUGGUUAGCUACAGACUCGCCGAUUGAGCAGACGGGUUUACCGAGGGGAAUGCAGAGGGACGAAUGUGGCGUUUCUUUUUCCUUGGAGAUACUAUUUAGGUGGGGCUAGGCGUUGAACGUGAGAUUCAGGGAUUUGAUUUUGAUCUGGCAUCUGCGAGUUUCGGAAAUGAUUUUUUAACUAGGUGGCUGAUAUCAUGAUUUAUUUUAUCUGCGGGCUGUUUCACUCUCUGCAUCAUGUGCUGUUUAUAUGCAGGGCAUAUCUACUCAACCUCUCGUUCUUGAAAAUCUUGGUUCUUCUGUUUUGCUUCAUUAAUCUCAUCCCCACAAUUCCUGCUAAGUACUGUACAAUUCUCCCCACCUCUCCAUAUUUUAUUUUGUCCCGCGACUAGAGGCUACUUUUUUCAAUAACCGACGCGACAAAAGCGGGGAGUGCCGAGUGGAUGGAUAGAAGACUUAUUUUUGUAUUUCAGCGUUGCUUAGUCCCAUUUUUGAGGUCACAGGUAUCCAGCCACGUUGACCGCGCAUGACUUGAUCGGUAUACGUAUCUUGGUGGUAGGUAUGUGGUCUUUCCUAGGAUAUUGGUAUGCAUUGUUCUGUGCGUACCGCAUACAUAUUAACUAUCUUAUUUGUGAUAUGGGGUUUGUCACGUUUACGGGGUGUGCAUGUCGUACUAGAAUAAGCUGUGUGCAUAUACAAGGUCGGAAUAGAUUGUAGUAUAAAUUAUUGGUGUCAUAGUGGUUCAUAUUCAUAACCUAAUUUGAUAGGUAAGUCGUCUGGAGCGAGUGUAAGACAGCGAGAGAAAAAAUAAUAAUAAACAAAAAGAGAGAGAAUUCCCUAAAGUCAAC
Molecule: messenger RNA, 4279 nt
Organism: Blastomyces dermatitidis ER-3
Lineage: Eukaryota; Fungi; Ascomycota; Eurotiomycetes; Onygenales; Ajellomycetaceae
Product: mitotic spindle assembly checkpoint protein MAD2
Exons: 9
Coding region: 2769-3461 (230 amino acids)
Biological process (GO): mitotic spindle assembly checkpoint signaling
Cellular component (GO): kinetochore; nucleoplasm; cytoplasm
Source: RefSeq, a predicted model, not a curated record